AUGUUAACAUUAUUGUUUGUUUUACUCAACCGAAAUGAAAAGUGGGACAUACAAAUUCUAUCUGUUCACGUUGGGAUGGCACGUACAAAGAAAACUGCUCGUAAAUCAACUAGUGGUGGAAAGGCACCUAGAAAAUUGUUAGCAACAAAGGCUGCACGAAAGAUUUCGCGUUCUGUGGAGGGAUUGAAAAGCUCCACCGUUGUAGACCUGGAACUGUGGCCCUUCGUGAAAUUCGUAAAUGCCAAAAAUCCACUGAACCUUCGUUUCCGAUCCGCAGCAAUUCGAGUAAUGCAAGAAGCUGCCGAUGCCUAUCUUGUGGGUCUCUUCGAGGACACAAACCUCUGUGCCAUUCAUGCAAAGCGAAUAACAAUAAUGCCAAGAGACCUCCAACUUGCCAGACGUAUUCGUGGAGAACACCUUCGUUUCCGAUCCGCAGCAAUUGGAGCAAUGCAAGAAGCUGCCGAUGCCUAUCUUGUGGGUCUCUUCGAGGACACAAACCUCUGUGCCAUUCAUGCAAAGCGAAUAACAAUAAUGCCAAGAGACCUCCAACUUGCCAGACGUAUUCGUGGAGAACGUGCAUAA
This is a messenger RNA of Rodentolepis nana, 582 nucleotides long. The record is from the annotation of a GenBank genome assembly. NCBI's taxonomy places the organism in Eukaryota, Metazoa, Platyhelminthes, Cestoda, Cyclophyllidea, Hymenolepididae.